This is a messenger RNA of Sorghum bicolor (sorghum), 1824 nucleotides long. RefSeq names its product probable protein phosphatase 2C 75. The transcript is spliced from 5 exons. Gene Ontology annotation, biological process: protein dephosphorylation. Lineage: Eukaryota; Viridiplantae; Streptophyta; Magnoliopsida; Poales; Poaceae. Gene Ontology annotation, molecular function: protein serine/threonine phosphatase activity. The coding region runs from base 140 to 1528 and encodes 462 amino acids. The record is from RefSeq and is a predicted model, not a curated record.
CAAAGGGAGCACUAUUGCUUAGAUGCUCAUAUUAGGCUAAUGCGGGGAGGGGAUAUUGGGCAACAAUUGGCGUGGAGGAAAGGUUGAAGUUGAUUUUAAUCAAGGCAACACGGAGACAAUAGCGACAGCGGCAGAGGUGAUGAUGGCGUCGCCAUCAGCUGGUGGAUGCAGUGGCUGCCUUGACUGCCUGCAAGAUAUUGUGCGAGCAUUUUCGAUGGGAUCAUGCCUGACAUUAGAGCAACGGCCAGUCGUGCUUGAUAGAGCCACGCACAAUGGGAGAGAUGGAAAUGUGAGGAAAGAGGAGGUGCAUGGUAGGUUAAUAGGAAAUGGAGUGGGUAAUUUGUCUUGCAUGUUCACACGACAGGGAAAGAAGGGUACCAACCAAGAUGCCAUGGUUGUCUGGGAGAAUUUUAAUGGAAGGUCAGACACGGUUUUUUGUGGAGUUUUUGAUGGCCAUGGUCCGCAUGGCCAUAUUGUAGCAAGGAAAGUUAGAGAUACUCUCCCUUCGAAGCUGCGUGAUUUCAUAUAUGAUGACUUUGGGGAGAGCCCCAUUUGGAAUUCAGAUGGUUCAAUUCUAGAAGAACCUUUAUCUCCGUAUGCAGAUGAAGAAGACAAGUCUCCAAUGUCUCUACCGAAAGAACCACGUCGGGAAUUCUUUUUCUCAAUGAAAGAUUCAUUCCGAAAGGCUUUUAGAGUAAUAGAUAAUGAACUUAAAUUACAUCGGAAUAUCGAUAGCAUUUGCAGUGGAAGUACAGCAGUUACUUUAAUCAAGCAGGGCCAGGAUCUUAUUGUUGGGAACUUAGGUGACUCUAGGGCUGUAUUAGGAACCAGAGAUCAAAACGGCCGUUUGGUUGCUCAUCAAUUGACAGUUGAUUUGAAACCCGAUCAUCCAAGAGAGGCAAGGAGAAUCAAACGAUGUAAUGGAAGGGUUUUUCCUCAUCAGGAUGAACCAGAUGUAUCUCGCCUUUGGCUUCCUAAUUGUAACUCCCCUGGUCUAGCAAUGGCACGAGCUUUUGGUGAUUUUUGUCUCAAGGAUUUUGGGUUAAUUUGUGUGCCUGAAGUCACCUAUAGGCAAAUCAGUAAGAAGGAUGAAUUGAUUAUCCUUGCUACAGACGGGGUAUGGGAUGUCUUGACCAAUCAGGAAGUCAUGGAUGUUGUUGCUUCAUGUUCUGAGCGUGCUGCUGCAGCUCGUUCUAUUGUUGAUUUAGCAAAUCAGGCAUGGAGGUUUAAAUAUCCAACGUCCAAAACUGAUGAUUGUGCAACAAUAUGUCUUUUUCUCGACGUAGAGGACAAUGCUACUAGCUUAUCAGUGUCUUCUGUUACUAGCAAAGGAACUGGAUCAAGUCAAAGGACACAAGCUCAGUCAAGGAAGCCCAAGCUCCAUAAGAGCAGUGUAAUACCUGAAGAUGUGGAUGAUGGAUGUGAAUCAAAUAUAAGUGGAGAUGAAAGGUCCUUGGAGAGCUUCACGAGGUUGAACACACUACUGGCACUACCAAAGUUCGGUGAAACAAGUCCAGAAAUGAAAUGAAACUUAUUUCCUUUGCAAUUAGCACCAUCAAUUGAUGUCUAAGAAACAAUCGACGUACAUUAUGAAAACAUUUUUCUUUUAAAGAUAUACCAAACCUUCGUUUCAUCGACUGUAUUUUGGUAGGUUGCCACAAUUCAACAUAUUCUGUGGUUUCCUAUAUCAAUUUAAAUCAGAUGGAUCACCAUGAAUGGUGUUAAUCUUGCAAGGUUGCAUUUAUUUAUGAUGAGUGUCCAAUCUCUAGUCUAUCUAGCUUCCUAUCCAACAGAUGUAAUAAAGGAUUUGUUGCUCUUUCUUCC